This is a messenger RNA of Lepus europaeus (European hare), 2264 nucleotides long. RefSeq names its product RIC8 guanine nucleotide exchange factor A (gene RIC8A). Gene Ontology annotation, biological process: G protein-coupled receptor signaling pathway. Gene Ontology annotation, molecular function: G-protein alpha-subunit binding; guanyl-nucleotide exchange factor activity. The record is from RefSeq and is a predicted model, not a curated record. The transcript is spliced from 10 exons. Bases 78 to 1670 code for a protein of 530 amino acids. Gene Ontology annotation, cellular component: cytoplasm; plasma membrane. NCBI's taxonomy places the organism in Eukaryota, Metazoa, Chordata, Mammalia, Lagomorpha, Leporidae.
GGGGCUUCCGGGGCCAGGGCGGGGCCGGCGGACGCGGCCCGGGAGCGCGGGGCGAGGUUCUCUGUCGCCUGCCGGGCAUGGAGCCCCGGGCGGUGGCGGACGCCGUGGAGGCGGGCGGAGAAGACGAGGUGGUGGAAGCCCUGCGGGCGUACAACCGCGAGCACUCCGGGAGCUUCGCCUUUGACGACGCCCAGCGGGAGGACCGGAAGAGACUCGCGGAGCUGCUGGUCGCGGUCCUGGAACGCGGCCUGCCCGCCGCCCACCGCGUCACCUGGCUGCAGAGCGUCCGCAUCUUGUCCCGCGACCGCAGCUGCCUCGAGCCAUUCUCCAGCCGCCGCAGCCUGCAGGCCCUGGCCGGCUAUGCCGGGGUCGCCCCCUCGGAGGGGCGCGUGCCCGAGCGCGCGGACAUGGACGUCGUCCUCGAGGCUCUCAAGUGCCUGUGCAACCUCGUGCUGAGCAGCCCCGCGGCGCAGGUGCUGGCCGCGGAGGCCCGCCUGGUGGCCCGGCUCGCGGAGCGCGUGCGGCUGUGCCAGGAGCCGCGCCUCCCGCACGACGUGCGGUUCUUCGACCUGCGGCUGCUCUUCCUGCUGACGGCGCUGCGCACCGACGUGCGCCAGCAGCUGUUUGAGGAGCUGCGGGGAGUGCACCUGCUGACCGAGGCCCUGCAGCUGACGCUGGGCGUGGGCCCGGAGGAGAGCCCGCCCGCCCUCCUCCCCCCCCAGGAGACCGAGCGGGCCAUGGAGAUCCUCAAAGUGCUCUUCAACAUCACCUUUGACUCCGUCAGGAGGGAGGUGGACGAGGAAGACGCUGCCCUGUACCGGUGCCUGGGGACCCUGCUGCGGCACUGUUUGAUGGUGGCUGCUGCUGGAGAUCGCACAGAGGAGUUCCACGGCCACACGGUGAACCUGCUGGGGAACCUGCCCCUCAAGUGUCUGGACGUUCUGCUUGCCCUGGAGCCUCAGGAAGGCUCCCUGGAGUUCAUGGGUGUGAACAUGGACGUGCUGCAGGUCCUGCUCGGCUUCCUGGAGAAGCGUCUGCUCCAGACACACAGGCUGAAGGAGGCUGUCGCCCCCGUGCUGAGCGUGCUGACCGAGUGUGCCCGCAUGUACCGGCCGGCCAGGAAGUUCCUGAAAGCCCAGGUGCUGCCCCCGCUGCGGGACGUGAGGACCCGGCCCGAGGUGGGGGAGCUGCUGCGGAACAAGCUCGUCCGCCUCAUGACGCACCUGGACACGGACGUGAAGCGGGUGGCCGCCGAGUUCCUGUUCGUGCUGUGCUCCGAGAGUGUGCCCCGAUUCAUCAAGUACACGGGCUACGGGAACGCUGCCGGUCUCCUGGCCGCCAGGGGCCUCAUGGCAGGAGGCCGACCUGAGGGCCAGUACUCGGAAGACGAGGACACGGACACAGACGAGUACAAGGAAGCCAAGGCCAGCAUAAACCCAGUGACCGGGAGGGUGGAGGAGAAGCCGCCCAACCCCAUGGAGGGCAUGACGGAUGAGCAGAAGGAGCACGAGGCCAUGAAGCUGGUGAACAUGUUUGACAAGCUCUCCAGGCAGAAAGUCAUCCAGCCCAUGGGGAUGAGUCCCCGGGGUCACCUCACAUCCCUGCAGGAGGCCAUGUGCGAGACCAUGGCCGGGCAGCUCUCCUCCGACCCUGACUCGGACCCUGACUGAGGAAGGCCACCCCUCUGCCCCUUCAGAACUGGUGCUGCUCUGGAGCUGUCCCGGCGGCCGCAGGCUGGGGAAGCUUCGUCCCACCGGCCCCUGGGCCCCGUGCCUCUCUCUUCCCUCCCAAGGUUCUGCUUGUGAUUCGCCGCAGGUCCAGUUUCCUGUCCCCAGGACCUGACGGUCUUGUCCUGCUGUAACUCUGGGCACUUGAUCUCCACAAAUGAAGUUGUUUUCUCUCACGUGUGCCAAGAGGGUUUGGGCAGAGCCUGCCCUGGGUGAUGGAGACGCAUGUGAAAGGCGGUUAGGGGCUGGCCAGAGCGCUGUGGGGCACGAGCUCGCCUCACGGGGGGAAAGAAGCUGCUAGCAUUUUAUGUACAAAGACAUCUUGAACACACUGUUCUUCCAAGGCCCGUUGUUUCUGUUCCCACUGAGCUCAGGACUGGCGGCCUCUUUUGCUCUCUCUGGCCCUCGUCACAGCCGAGUCCUGACCCUUCCCACCAGCUGAGACGUAAACGCCCCUAGUGAAACCGUUAAGUCGAGAUCUUGAGGUUCCUGAAAUCCACAGAAACAUCCUACAAUAAAGACGGUUUUGGGCAAGAA